Molecule: messenger RNA, 753 nt
Organism: Drosophila rhopaloa
Lineage: Eukaryota; Metazoa; Arthropoda; Insecta; Diptera; Drosophilidae
Product: protein FAM136A
Exons: 3
Coding region: 30-488 (152 amino acids)
Cellular component (GO): cytoplasm
Source: RefSeq, a predicted model, not a curated record
UCAAAAUUGUUUAAAUUCCGAAUAGAACAAUGGUGGAGCAACAGAAAAAGCGUUUGGAAGACGCCAUCAGCGACAUGAUAGAGGACAUGUACCGCACCCACUUGCGCAGGAUGCAGUCGACGAUGCACCGCUGUGCCGCCCGUUGCUGCGAUGAUGAGCGCGGGACACUGACGAGCGUGCAGAACUGCAUCGAGAAGUGCGCCGGGCCACUGAUGGAUGCCCAGGAUUACCUGCAGCACGAGCUGGGCCAGUUUCAGAACCGCCUCCAGAACUGCGUCAGGGAUUGCAACAGCGAUGCCCGCUCCCGCCUGCCUAGCAAUCCCAGUGACCGGGACAUGUCCCGAUCCCAGCACAUGUUUGAGAGCUGCUCGGGCAACUGUGUGGACAAGCAUAUAAACCUGAUUCCGGGACUGCUCAAGUCGAUCAAGCAGACCCUGGAAAGGGGUCCCCCCAAGAGACCUGGAAGGGAUCGCGGACUGGACCUUUAAGAGAGCUACGUUCGCAGGAUAGAUUUGCAUAAAAAACACGCCAGUCGAGAAGUUGACAAUGAUAUAUCUAUUUAUUGAAUAUUUUUGGUACAGCUAACACUAAAGAUACACUAAAGGAAACUGUGAUCCGGGGAUGGCUUAUCGGAGGAGGGCUUAUCAGCGUCCACGUGUGCCUUACUUUUCUUGUUUGAACUUUAAGCUCCCGGAUCUUCUUGGGCCCUAGCUCAUUAAAUAUCUAGUAAUAAAGAUUCUUAGUAAUAUGCAA